Molecule: messenger RNA, 1188 nt
Organism: Entamoeba invadens IP1
Lineage: Eukaryota; Evosea; Mastigamoebida; Endamoebidae
Exons: 1
Coding region: 1-1188 (395 amino acids)
Source: RefSeq, a predicted model, not a curated record
AUGUCACGUGUCUCAAAUAGUUUCUAUGACGUUGUUGUCCAAGAAAUGAAUGACACGUAUUUUGCUAAAGAACAACAAAGGAAAGUAAUGUUAGAACAACUGAAUACAACGCCUUUACGCCUCCCAGAACUUUCUCAAAUGUCUUAUACUAUCACAAAAAAAUUAAGGAUUCAACCCCCACCUAUUAGUGUUGUCAACUCUAUUGGGUCAAUCAAAGUACCAAAACAACAAACAUUACAAAUACAAGGCAAUUUUACCCCUCCACCAUUCCCUAUGAAUACUCCACCUCUCCAAAACCAAACAAAAUUUUCUUUACCACCAAAACUACAAAGCGAUAUGACACUCCCUCCUUUACCAAAUUACGAUAUACCGAAAAGUAAGGCACAAAGUUUCCAACACACAAAUACAGUCUUUUCUAAAAUGAUCUCCGACAAACUGAAAGCCCCACGGACUUUUGCAGAUUUACAAAAACAACGAAAAGAAAUCACUAGUCUCCAUGGACCAGAAACUAAAGAACGGCCGAAGAAACAGAGAAAGCGGGUUCGAAUGGACAGCAAACGAACGGAACAGUCUGCGACGGAGGAAGAGCCAAGUUUGGGACACGUGCCAUAUUUGCGAACAAAGAAACAGAAUUCAUCGCCCGUAGCACCUUCGAAUUUUAAAGAUGAAACCAUGUACAUGCGAGUUAGAAGAAUUCUUAAGAAUGAAGCAACGAUAUUGGAUACGGAGACAAUCAACUUAUUGAGCGCAAACACAUUGAAUUAUAUGGUCACCUUUGGAUCAAGUGUGAGAGACUGGAAGGGGGAGUGGAUGAAUACCAUUGAUAAAGCGGCAUUGCAGAACUGUGUUGUCGACAAAUUCAUGCGAGAAAGUGUGAGUGGAGGAGACAAUGGGAUGUUCGAACAAAUCAUUUUCCUUGAUAAGGCGAGACGAUUUCUGAAAAAGGUUGAAAUAGGAGAGGUGGAAAGAAGUGUAUGGGAGAGGAGGCCAAUCCAAGAGAAGUGGAGCUUUGCGUGCGAUAUACUCAUUUUAAAAAAGAUUUGUGACUUGGGGUUUGGAUUGGAAUCGGAGUAUAUUCAACAUCGACUUAUUCAAUAUGUUCUUGUGCUGUAUUUAAACAUCACAGAUAUCGAUGCACAAAUCGCGUUUGUGAGGGAAAGAGUGACUAAAAUAUCAAAGUGGUUGUGA